CCAUGCGCUGCUCUUCUUCCUGCGUGGCCGUUUGACUCCUGUUGAGGUCGUCUGGGUUCAUCUCCAUGCCAAUCCAGCUCAUAUACACUGAUAUCUACCGAUCAGGGUCCACCGACAAUGCAGUCGUCCAGAGCUCCCCCCAGACCCAAGGCGUUGAAUUGGACCCCCCAAUCGCAUCUGGCUGUCUUUGUUCGCAACAUCCAGCUCCUGCAGCUUGACCAACGCGAUGAUUGGCCCGGGAUCACCGUUCGCUCCUUAUCGCCCACAUCGCAAACCCAACAACGCCAGCGCAUCAAGGCCGUGGAAUGGGCUCUCUACCAGCUGGUGACGAUCUGGGACUUGGAAACCGCCCGAGAUAAACUCCGUCCCUUCUUCCCGCCGCUGGAACCUCUCCAGUCGGUCAACCUGCGCGCUGCGCUGUUCCGCGUGCUGUCCGAGCUGAAGAAGAAUGGCGAACUAGGCCGGGAGACGAUCUUGCGGAAAUCGAUGCUGGAUGACUGCAAAGGGGAGAAAUUUGACGAGAUCCUGGCGGUGUUCUCGACGACUGUCCUGCGCAAGGCCGUGGCCGAGUCAUCGGAUAAUGGCCUGCGGAACCCUGCCAUGAAGAUGUCGACGGCCUCCGGGCUGUCUCGUCAGGAGUACCAGCAGAUGUUGCCUCUCAUCAUUGCGCAUCGUGCGUCUCUGAGAUCGAUGGGGGACCGUCGCAGCCGUGUCCAGAGCACUCAUGAGAAAUUCUCCGAGCUGCUGGACCGGAAGAAGGGUCAGCUAGACUCUCGAGCCGAAGAAGGACCGCCGAUGCUCGCAGACAAGCAGAUCGACUUUUACGGGACAGCGCGAGAGCUCAAGACCAACUGGCUCGGUAGUGAAGAAUGGGCUGACACACUGCUCCAUGGCGGCGCUCGCAGCAGCAAUGAUGCGUUUUUGGAGCUUCCGUUCGGCACCGCAUGGGCCAGAGCUAACGAGUCCACCGUGGAGGAUCUCAGCACGAGCGCCACCCCGGAUCUGCUGCUUGACUUGGAGUCUCGUAUCUCGCUGCAACGGGCGCGUCUUAACCGAUGGCGUCAAUACGGGAGUUCCAUCCAGAAACACGAGCGCAUUAAUUCUACCAAUACGUCGAAGGGGACCUCGCUAGCGUUUCGGGACCACCAGCCACUUACUGUCGCCAGUAUCUCCAAAGCUGUCCGGCAGCCCGUGGAGCGUGUCUCUCUCAAAGCGGAGGAUCGGUCCCUUCUCUUCUCCAUGACCGAAGCCCUGGCCCGGAUCAACGGGACAUCUGGACGCACAGGUCAGUUGCGUGGACCCAGCGCCGGAACAAGCGCUCAUUCUUCUGCCGAAGGUGACCUAGCGGAAAAGACAUCGUCUUCACUGCCGUCGCGAGACCCGACACCUCCAGAGAAGCCUGCCUCGUCCACGGCAACUCACCCUCGCCUUGAGGAAGACCCAAUUCCUCCUGCAUCACCCACUGUCCAAGUCUCGCCCUCACCAUCGCCUUCGCCGUCGCCCCCUAUCGACACAGACCCAGACCCAGAAUCCCAACCGCCCAUCCACAAAGUCACCCUCGUCGAACGCACCCGCAAAUCCAUGUCCCUCCUCCCUCCACCAUCCGCCAAACCCCCUCGACCUCGCGAGAGCCUGCGCUCUCGACACUCGCGCAUGUCCUUCCCCGUCAACCAGUUCGAAACGCCGCAGAAGCAAGCCGCCCGCUUCCCGGACAUCAGCCGCGCCUCUACUCCCCAGGACGACCUCUUCAAGGAAGAAGCGGACUACGCGAGCGUGUUCAAGUCAAGGCCGCGGGUGGCGCAUAGCCCUAUUAAUUCUCCCGUGGUGCAUUUUGCCCCGAUUGACGAUUUCGAUCUAGUGGAUGAUGGGGAGGAAGAUGAUUAUGAGGAAGAUUUGGAGGAGAUGGGAAUUGAGUCACCUUCGUUUAGGCGGCGGUAGGAACGCCCGUAUAAGGACUGCAUUGACCACGCAAAUCAAGAAGUCGAUGAUUUUCAACCUGUAUAGUAAUCAGCCACCCGCUUCUCCUUGAACCUGAAGGCAAAAGAGACGUCGCCGUUGGAUUACUUCUUGCCUUGCUCUUCUUGUACCGGGGAGCAAGUGUGAUUCGGAUAUUUUGGAAUAAUAGCUUUUCUUU
This is a messenger RNA of Aspergillus steynii IBT 23096, 2134 nucleotides long. RefSeq lists its product as uncharacterized. The record is from RefSeq and is a predicted model, not a curated record. Gene Ontology annotation, molecular function: microtubule binding. The transcript has 3 exons. Gene Ontology annotation, cellular component: mitotic spindle microtubule; HAUS complex. Lineage: Eukaryota; Fungi; Ascomycota; Eurotiomycetes; Eurotiales; Aspergillaceae. Bases 118 to 1938 code for a protein of 606 amino acids. Gene Ontology annotation, biological process: spindle assembly.